GCCCAGCACUCAGCUGUGCCGGCGGGCGGAAGUACGAGCCGCGGUAGGGAGGCGGGCGCUGCGCCCCUAUUCUCUGCCCCAACCUGCUGCGGGCUGGGGCGUGCGACCUGCGCUGCGCAGAGGCUCAGGCGGUCCCGGCGGAGUGGCAGCUAUUUGAUUAGCAAGAUGAAGCUUGCUAAGUUGCACUAUUGGAUAUUGGGUUGUUUUUCUAUGGCAUCGUGUUGUUGGUGUACUUCAGAUAAAUUCCCUCAAAGUGAUGGCCAUUCUCACACCUGGAAAAAGCUGUAUCUUGCUCACCAUUGGCCAGUGACUGUAUGCAAGAUGAGUGCUAAUGAUUGUCAAGACCCUCCAGACUACUGGACAAUUCAUGGACUGUGGCCUGACAAAGGUGAAGAAUGUAAUAGGACAUGGCAUUUCAAUGUCACAGAGAUUAAGGAUCUUAUGUCAGACAUGAGACGCUAUUGGCCUGAUGUGAUUCAUUCAUCUCUGAAUCGCACCCACUUCUGGAAACACGAGUGGGAGAAGCAUGGCACUUGUGCAGCCUCACUUCCGAUCCUUGAUUCUCAGAAGAAAUAUUUUAGUGAAACCCUGGAACUCUACCAUCAUGUUGACCUUAAUGGUUUUCUCCUGAAAGCUGGGAUAAAGCCAGGCAGUACAUACUACCAGAUGGCUGAUAUAAAGGAAGUGCUUACAAAAUUUUAUGGUGUUACACCAAAGAUCCAGUGUCUUCCACCAGAAGAGAGUGAAAAAGCACAAACACUUGGUCAGAUUGAAUUCUGUUUCACCAAGGAAUUGAAGCUGAGGAACUGCACAGAGCCGAAGGGUGAAUCCAGCCAAAUGCACACCAACUUGCAGCUUGUAACAGAGGAGUUAUCUGUCUGCAACGACACUCUCCCAGUCUAUUAUCCUUCACAAGUCCAAGAUCACAAAUGGAGCCUCAAGAGCUUGAAAAACUUCAACAAAACAAAUUAACUUCAACAAUCCCUUAAAGUUGUACCUUGGAAAGUAAUUUUAACUUAGCAAUAUUACAAAACCUUUGUUUUGUAUUGUGAGGGCAUUUCUGCUUGGGGAAAAGAAAACCAAAUAACUGCUUUGGCUGUUAUAAAGAAAAAUAGCUUGCAUUGUAAUACCAGCUAUGUAGGCUGAAGUCUUGAAUUGCUGGUCUGAUACAGAUGAAAUCAGAAUCUGAUUUAGAGCUGUCUGUACUUCUUGGCUUAUUUUUUAAUUUGAAUCAGUGUUCAAAUGAGUUGUGAUGACUUAGUUUCAUUUGCAGUUCAAUCUGCCACUUCAGCCACAUGUUUUUUUGGCAGUGACUCAGGGUAGCAAGUUAUUCUUUGUUUUAAAAAGGUGCUUAUCAACUUGAGAUGAUAACUUAUUGAAGAGAAUAUUGUAAAAUGGAAGAACUUAAGAUCUGUCUGCUUUGUGUAAAUAUGUUCUCCAGAAGCACUGUAGCAUUAAACCUUUCCUCACUCAGAUUACAGGUGCCUGAAAAUGACAACCUUUUAACAGCUAUUACUUAUUGGCAUCUGCUAAAAGAACCCCAAGAUUGUACUUGCAGCCUCACCUGUUCAUAGGUUGAUUUUGGUCCAGUAACUAAUACCAUCAUGAAGAGUGACUGAUGUUAAAUUGUCUGCUAUUGUAGGAAAAUAAUAUUAGACUCUAGAAACAUUCUUAAUGUUUAACAAAUUUGAACAGUUAGCACUUCCAUGGAAGUGUAUGCCUGAACUUCUGUUUAAAAAUGAUUGUCAUGUAAUCACUUGGUUCUGAGAAACAGCUUUUUAUAGGUAAGCAGUAAAUACUGCAAGGAUUUCAGUGAAAAGUACAAAUGUGCAAUGGUGUUUUUUAAUCCCAUAACAAUAACAAGCCACAAAGUUGCAUGCUUCCAAGUAAGACCGAUUUAGAUGAGAUCCUCUACACAGUGCUAUGGUGAUGCAAGUGUCUCAAAUUGUCUUUGAAAGACAAUUAGGACUCAAAGAACCAUCUGUUAGAAAAGUGUAUGACUGCAAAAAAUAGUAAAAGCAUUGUUAAGGACAAAUUUGUUAUCUUUUAGGUUUAGAAACCAUUCAUAUUUAUUUGGCUUGUCCCUGUACCUCUCCUUUAAGGCGGUUACCUUGCCAUUCCAGAAUACUGUGGCUUUUUUUUUUCUGGGGGGGAGGGAAGAGGGGAAGAAGGGAGGGGUUCAAGUCCUUUCUAGAAAUUUGAAUUCUUUAUUUUUUUUAAUACAUGAGAUUGGGUAUGAUCUGCAUUUUAGCGUGUCAACAUUUCAGUACAGUGUGGGUUUUUCUUUCAAACUUCUUUCCUUCCUGAGUCAAGGAAUAUACUAAUGUAACAGAUCUGGAGUAUUUUAUACAGCCUUUAAAAUCAACACUAAAAAAGUUAUCCUUUUAUUCUUUCUCCCUACACCUAUUGUUGUAGUGGAAAUACUCAAAAUUUCUUUGACAUCAAAAAUGUCAAAUUCUGAAGGGAAAAGGCAGAGGAUGCAGCAUGUAGUACUUGUUGUAAAGAGUAUUUCACUGCUGUUUUAAGUACGUUAGUGUUUGUGGGUUAACUAAUUUCAAGGGGUGUAUGACUAUGUUAAAUUUGAGAUAGGUGGGGUUUUUUCAGUGACUUUCAAUUGGCUGAAAUUCACCUUUACAUCUUUUUUUGAAGUGUAACAGGAUGAAUCCUGCUCUUGGUUCAGUGAGAAUUUUGCAUGCAUUUCUGAGAGAAAAGUGAUUCAAAGACCAGAAAUUAUCUGUUGUGCCUUGGUAUUUUUGGCCACGUUUCAGGGAGUGCUGUGAUGAUCCAGUAUUUUCUAUGGGGUUGACUUUAAUAAUUGUGUAAUGUUCUGAUAAGAACCACGAAAAGCACAUUAUAAAAAAUAUGUGUAUAUGUUUGUAUAUGCAUUGUAUACGAUAUCAUGUCUGUUUGCAAUUAAGAACGCCAAUACAGCUUGAUUAUGAAUACAGUUCUCAGUUAGAACAACUGACUUCUCAAAAUUUCUAGACGUUGUCUUCUUGGGAGCAAGGGCAAUGUGAGAAAAAAGACAUAGAAUCUGUAAUGGUACACUAUGCUGUUAGAUGAAUUGGGUUUGCUGGUUAUUUUAAUUCCUUGUUCCUUUCCACAGCUGAAGGAAAGCUCAAAUAGAAGUAAUGGGAGUAUUGCUGGUUCUUGUACAGGCUUAAUGGAAGCUUGAGUCAAUAGCCUGAUUUUUUUAUUUUUUUUUUAACUGCAGUAUAAGUUGUUUUCCUUUAUAUUUCCAAAUAAUGCCUAGGGAGACAAAAUAUAUUAUGUACAAAAUCUUCACAGUUCAAAUGUAAUGCAUUAGUUUAAGCAAAGCUGACAGCUGCAAAUACCAGCUUCAGAAGGAAGGGGCACAGAGACAGCCUUCACAGUGUGAUGCUACGCAUUCAAGCUGAUUCUUGCAAAAUAGUUAGCAGAUAAAGACAAAUCAAAACUAUUGACCUCUGCAACAGAGCAGACAGUGCAGCUUCCAUAUACUUUUCAGCCUUCUGUUCAAAUGCAAGCAACAUGAAGGAGCUGCCAAGUUCUAGAACUUAGAGAAUAAACUGUAUCAUCUGAAAUGGGAGAGGGAGAAAGGGAGGCUGCAAAGCCAGCAGCAUGCUGAACAAGAAUCCUGCUACUGAAUGAGAAAAUGAUUGAUGAAGGCUAAGUCAAGGUGAACUAAAAAGAAAUCACAGACAGAACCUCGGCAUGGCUGUGGCUGGGAGGGACCCCUGGGUGUAUCUGGUCCAACUCUGCUCCAGCAGGGACACCCAGGCCUUUGUCCAAUAUAUUUAGUAUUUCAGCUUGCUAUGAUAAAUAUAUUAGUAACAUAUGCAACUACUGUGACUUGGUAUGAUAAUCCCACCUGCAUAACUUCUAGGAUGAUGCGAAGGCUUUUGAAAAACAAUUGGCUGACUUAUGCAAAGAGCUUCAGAGAUAUGUACAAAGGAUUCUCUAAGGACAACAAAAGGAGCAGAUGAAUGAAUGGCAGCACCAGUUCAGACCAAAGAUUAUGGCUAUCCCUAGCGAUGACUCAUAGCCAAUUACCAACCUUGGCAAUUGCUUUUCAUUAGGAUGUAUGUAAUUCUUAGGGUUUUACUAAUACAAUUUAAAUACAAGUAUGUUGGGAAUCUCAGGAAUUGCUCUCAGUUCUGAAAAGUGGUGCUUACUUCCUUAAGCAAAAUAAAAUCUGUCAGCCUUGAAAACUGAA
Molecule: messenger RNA, 4195 nt
Organism: Meleagris gallopavo (turkey)
Lineage: Eukaryota; Metazoa; Chordata; Aves; Galliformes; Phasianidae
Gene: RNASET2
Product: ribonuclease T2
Biological process (GO): RNA catabolic process
Cellular component (GO): extracellular region
Molecular function (GO): RNA binding; ribonuclease T2 activity
Source: RefSeq, a predicted model, not a curated record